Messenger RNA from Hyposmocoma kahamanoa, 1942 nucleotides. Its product is annotated as heat shock 70 kDa protein cognate 4-like. Gene Ontology annotation, biological process: protein refolding; cellular response to unfolded protein. Gene Ontology annotation, cellular component: cytoplasm. The transcript is spliced from 6 exons. The record is from RefSeq and is a predicted model, not a curated record. Bases 91 to 1917 code for a protein of 608 amino acids. Gene Ontology annotation, molecular function: misfolded protein binding; ATP hydrolysis activity; ATP binding. NCBI's taxonomy places the organism in Eukaryota, Metazoa, Arthropoda, Insecta, Lepidoptera, Cosmopterigidae.
ACAAUUUCUGUACCAUUUAAACUUAUUCCAUGUUCCUUUCUAAAUAUAUCAAUAGUAUUUGAAAGUUUUUAAAAGAACGUUUUAUUCGAGAUGGCAGCACCAGCUGUGGGCAUCGAUCUUGGUACUACGUAUUCCUGUGCUGCAGUCUUCAGGAAUGGCAAGGUGAACGUGAUACUUAACCCUGAAGGCAACCGCGUCACGCCGUCAAGCGUGGCAUUUACGUCUAACGAACGACUGAUCGGUGACGCCGCCAAAGCCCAGGAGAUGGUCAACCCGGAGAACACUAUUUUCGACGCAAAGCGACUCAUAGGGCUUCGAUUUGGUGAUCCCGUGGUACAAGAGGAUAUAAAGAACUGGCCCUUCAAAGUAGUGGAAGGACAUGAAGGCAAGCCCAAAAUUGAAGUGAGUUUUCAGGGCGAAACCAAGAGUUUCUACCCUGAGCAAGUGAGUGCGAUGGUGCUGUCCAAACUCAAGGACUCGGCAGAGGCGUACCUAAGACAACCAGUGCAAAACGCCGUGAUCACCGUGCCAGCGUACUUCAACGAUUCGCAGCGUCAAGCUACCAAAGAUGCUGGCACUAUCGCAGGCCUCAACGUGCAGCGCAUCAUCAACGAACCAACUGCUGCUGCUCUUGCGUACUCGCUGGACAAAACCAAUGAGGACGCCGAAUGUAAUGUGCUAAUUUUCGAUUUGGGUGGCGGUACUUUUGAUGUCUCUGUAUUGUCAAUAGAGUAUGGCAUCAAUGAGGUCAAAGCUACCGCUGGUGAUACCCACUUGGGUGGUGAAGAUUUUACUGAUCGUAUGGUGCAGCACUGUCUAAAAAAAUUACAAGAGAAGCAUCAAAUAGAUUUCAGUACAAAUAAAAAAGUCCUAACCAGAAUUAAAAACUAUUGUGAGCGCGCGAAGCGUAUACUGUCCACAGUAAUAACAGCUGAUAUUAAUAUAGAUGCAUUGCAUGAAGGUGAAGAUUUUCAUAUUUCUUUCAAUCAGGCGCUGUUCGAAGAGUUGAACAGGGAUCUUAUGGAGAAAACAUUAGGAUAUAUGGAAAACGUGUUGCGCGACGCGAAAAUGAACAAAGCCGAUAUCGACGAAGUCAUUCUUGUUGGCGGCUCGACCAGAAUUCCGUAUGUCCAAAAACUGGUGAUGGAUUUUUUUGAUGGUAAGCAAUUGAACAAGACGUUGAAUGCUGAUGAGGCUGUUGCGUGUGGUGCGGCAAUACAGGCAGGGAUUAUGGACGAGAAAUCGGAAAAUACAUUAGACCUGGUGCUUGUGGACGUGACACCUCUGUCACUUGGAAUUGGCACUCUCGGUAAUGUGAUGACUAAGUUGAUAGAACGGAAUACUGUUGUACCUGCAUCGGCAACGAAGGUUUUUUCCACCACAGUGGACAAUCAAACGCAGGUUCUCAUUCAAGUUUACGAAGGUGAACGCCUAAUGACACAGGACAACCAUCUUCUUGGUAAAUUUACGCUUACCGACAUCCCGCCAGCUCCGAAAAGGGUUCCGCAAAUCGAAGUCACUUUCGAUAUUGACGAAAACGGUAUCCUCAGCGUGUCAGCUGUCGAACGUAGCGGGAAUAAAUCGGAAAAGAUCACCAUUACAAAUGACAAAGGCAGGCUUUCGAAGCAACAGAUCGACAGUAUGAUCAGAGAAGCGGAAUUAUUCAAGAAGGAAGAGGAACAAAUGAAAAUCGUUAUUAAGGCCAGAAAUGAACUCCACGACUACUGCUUUAGUAUGCGUUCGAAGGUCGAGAGCAAAGAUUUCAAAAAUCGCUUAGAACCCAAAAUGAAGCAAGACAUUUUGGACAAGUGUAAGGACACGCUUAGUUGGCUUCAGCACAACCAAACAGCGACAGCCGAAGAGUUGAAUAGUAAACUAUUCGAACUAAAACUAGUAUGUGUAUCUAUUAAUGAAUAGUAAUUACAGGCCAUCGAGUAUAUAA